UGUAGCAGUAUAGCGUUAUUAUUAUUUUUCUUCCUCACCCGUAUUUCUACAAACCCCUCCUUCUGCACUACGAUUGGUAAAAAUCAUCUGCGAUCUGUAUUGCCAUUGGUUGAUAGUCCCUAAACCUUCUGUGAUUGGCCAAUAUUGCGCUGGACGGCUAUGGAGCUGCUCAGCUGACCGAAAGCGGGUAGUAGAGAAAGAAACCGACGCGUAGGUGUGACUUUAAUGUCGUUUUGAUUGUCAGAAGUGCAGGCAGAUCAAAUAAAUCAGUGCUUGGUGUGUGUCUCAUCAGAAACACCCCGGAAUGGCAUCAGCUCCUGCUCAGCAGCCCACACUGACUAUAGAACAAGCCCGAGUGGUGCUGAGCGAGGUGAUCCAGGCAUUCUCUGUGCCCGAGAACGCGUCUCGGAUGGAGGAGGCGAGGGAAAGUGCCAGCAAUGACAUGGGUAAGAUGCUCCAGCUGGUUCUCCCUGUGGCCACACAAAUCCAGCAAGAGGUGAUCAAGGCCUACGGCUUCAACAAUGAAGGAGAGGGUGUCCUAAAGUUCGCCAGACUGAUAAAGAUGUACGAAUCUCAGGACCCAGAGAUCGCCGGCAUGUCACUCAAGCUGAAGUCUCUUCUCCUACCCCCUCUGUCGACUCCGCCCAUCGGUGGUGGAAUCCCGGCCUCCUAAAUUCAACUAAAUCAAUAUCUAUGUCUCUGGGGUUCAAUAAUUUUACCCACAGUUACUGUCAAAAAUAUUGAAGUUUUCCAGACUAUAAGACUGAAACAGCCGUACACUGAUACAUGUCUCACCGCAAGGGAAUAUUCCAGAACAGUGAUGGAAAUGCAUCGUCUUCAACUUCGCAGUCUGUGGCAUAAGGAGCAAAAGUACAUAAAUCCUAUCAGUUAUAGUCUGGAAAACCCACUCUUCAAAUCUUGAACUCCUUAUAUUCGCAUGGCAUUCCCACUCUUUGUAUUACAUCUAAUACUCUCAAACAUAUUUAUUUAUAUUUGUAUGUCUUUGUGUAUUGUCCAAAGUCUUUUGCAAAUUCAAUUCUGCUGCUGCCAUUUUUUGCCUAUUCCUAAUAAAUAGAAAACACUAAUCUAAA
This is a messenger RNA of Silurus meridionalis, 1091 nucleotides long. RefSeq names its product gene rich cluster, C10 gene (gene grcc10). The record is from RefSeq and is a predicted model, not a curated record. The coding region runs from base 305 to 673 and encodes 122 amino acids. NCBI's taxonomy places the organism in Eukaryota, Metazoa, Chordata, Actinopteri, Siluriformes, Siluridae. Gene Ontology annotation, biological process: post-embryonic development. The transcript is spliced from 4 exons.